AUGAGCGCAUCCGCACUAUCACCGCCCGCCCUUGUCGGCGCCGCCUUCAGGACUUCCAUGACCCGUCCUCAACUUUCUCGUUGCGCCAGUCGCCUUACACAAUCCACAUCCACAAACAACUAUGCCACCUCUUCUGAAUCACACACGCCUCGCUGGGCAGCCACUCCCUCGCGCAUGGCUAUGCCUGUCCGUGCAAGACCCGGUCCUCGUCAACGCCAAUCUCCUCCCUUCACCGUAAACUCGGAUCCUUCUCUCCUCGACCAAGCAUACACCUCCUUCCUCGGCAAGAACGGCGACUCUGUACUCCCCGAAGAGAUCAAAUGGCUAGCCGUUACACACAAAUCCUUCGACCACGCAAGAAGAGGUUUCAACGACAAGCUUGCCUUCCUUGGAAAGAGAUUGUGCGAUGUUCAGUGUUCGCUGGCUCUCAUUGAACAGCCUUCUCAAGUUCACUCCUACCCAGAAUCCUUCUCGAAUCUCAAGAAGCAGUACAAACAUCCCGCCAUGAGGGNNGGUGUGGACAACGUCUCGGAAUUUGCAAAGAACAAGACGCUGGAUAAAGAGAGAUUGGCUUCUUUGGCGCGGCAAUACGGCCUGGAUGCUGUUGUGAGAUGGAAGCCAAGAAACGUGAGUUUUCGAUAUCGACAAGUUGUGCGGAGGCCGAGACUAACAAGUUCUACAGNNGUCGACAACCUUUCAUCAUCCGGUGUCGAUGUCGUUCUCGCUCACACUCUCUACUCGAUCGUCGGUGCCGUGGCCAUGGAGAAGGGAGGCGAUUUUGCAAACAAGAUUGUGAGGGAGAGGAUAUUGAACCCUCUUGGCCUCAAGUAA
Molecule: messenger RNA, 831 nt
Organism: Aureobasidium musti
Lineage: Eukaryota; Fungi; Ascomycota; Dothideomycetes; Dothideales; Saccotheciaceae
Source: the annotation of a GenBank genome assembly